AUGCUCGCGCCCUUGAUACUACUAGCCUCGGCGCCCCUGGCUGCCUUGGCCGGCGACGUUCUCCAGACCGACGGCUUUAGCUCUUGCCUGACCGGGCCCUCGGACAUCACAGUAAACAAGCUCAACAUUCAAUUCGACCGCUCCAUCAAAAAGAUCAAGUUCGAUGUAUCGGGAAGCAACAACAAGACGCAAAAGGUCAUGGCCACCCUGACCAUAGACGCAUACGGCAGAAACGUGUACAACAGGACCUUCGAUCCUUGCGACGGUGAUGUCAAGGUCGAGCAGCUGUGUCCAGUCCCCUCUGGUACCUUUAGCGCACAGGGCGAGCAGAGCAUCCCCGACAGCAUCAUGUCGCAAAUCCCCUCGAUAGCCUUCAACAUUCCAGACAUUGACAGCCAGGCCAAGCUGUUCCUCCGCUCGCUCGACGGCAACCAAGAUCUUGCCUGUAUCACGUCGCAAGUCAGCAACGGAAAAUCCCUCGCCACCGCAGGCGUGCAGUACGUUGCAGCUGGAAUUGCUGGCGCUGCUCUGGCCGUCUCGGGUGUUGCUGCCUUUGCCGGUGCUGGACAUGCUGGAGCCCCUCAGUCGAGCCCUACCUUUGGCGACGUUAUUGGAUGGUUCCAGGCCAUGGCCCUGAACGGCAUGAUGAGCGCCGACGUUCCCAACGUAUACCGCAGCUGGUCCCAAAACUUUGUUUUCAGCACCUGUCUUGUGUACUGGGAUGGCAUGCAGCACUCGAUCGACGCUUUCCGCAAAAGCACUGGUGGCAACCUUACCGAUGCGAAUGUCGAUUACCUCAAGAACGCUACGCUGGUGCACGUCAAUCAGAACCAGAGCUUGACAAAGCGUGCCCUCAAUGUGCUUUUGUGGGCUCGUGAUGAGCUGAACACUGACAUCAGCAGCAACGCCACAGCUGAUGCCGGCAGCAACAUUGACAACAAGAUCAUCAUUUACGCAAAGGACAUGAAGGGCUUCAUCCAGGAAUACACGAUUCCCGACCGCAACGCCUUCAUGACGGUCCUGCUCUGCUUUGCCAUUGUCAUCGCUGCCAUCACCGUUGGAAUCCUUCUUUUCAAGGUUAUCCUCGAGACGUGGGCCUUGUUCGGUAGCUUCCCCAAGCGUCUGACGAGCUUCCGCAAGCGAUACUGGUGGACUCUGGCCAAGACGAUUACCAACUUGAUUCUCCUGCUGUACGGUAUCUGGGUUCUGUACUGUGUCUACCAGUUCAAGAACGGAGACUCGUGGGCAGUCAAGGCGCUUGCUGGUGUUACGCUGGCCGCCUUUACUGGUGUGCUGGGUUUCUUCACGUACAGGAUUUGGAGCAUUGCCAACAAGUUCAAGAAGAUGGAAGGCAAGCCCGACAUUCUCUACGACGACAAGGACGUGUGGCGCAAGUACAGCAUCUUCUACGAAAACUACAAGAAGAGCUACUGGUGGAUCUUUGUGCCAUCAAUCGUCUUCCUGUUUGCUCGUGGCUGUGUCAUUGCCGGCGCAGAUGGCCACGGUCUUGCGCAGGCCGCCGGCCAGCUGAUUGUCGAGUCGCUGCUCCUCAUCAUGCUUCUCUGGGCCCGCCCAUAUACGCUCAAGUCGAGCAACUGGAUCAACAUCACCAUCUCGGUCAUUCGCGUCCUGUCGGUCGUGUGCAUUUUGGUCUUUGUUGAGGAGCUGGGUAUGAGCCAGACGACCAAGACUGUCACUGGUCUUGUGCUUGUCGUUGUGCAAGCAUCGCUGACUGGUGUUCUGGGUGUCCUUAUCGCCGUCAAUGCAAUCAUUGUCUGCUGCAAGGAGAACCCGCACCGCAAGAAGAGAAAGGAGGCUGAAAAGGCUCGCGACCUCGACAACCUUACCCCUCUAGAUGCGCGCAACUCGCUUCUCAUGGACCCGCAAGAGUACAAGCGUACUUCUCUUCCUGCGGCCUUUGGUCCUCGCACCGAGGGCUACGAUCGCGUGCCUCUGGCCGAGCAGCAUACUGCGUACAACGGUCAUGGUGGUCGGGCGUUUGCCGACGACCAAGGACACCUGCUGGCCGAUGCUUCGACAUUUGGCCGCACAGCGUCGCACGACCGAAACCGAAGCCGCGACAGCAGCCCAGGACCCGACGCGGAACUUGGGUACCAUCAACCACCUGGAUACGUGGCCAACGCUCCCUGGCAACCCCAUCAACAAAAGGGGCCCCAGGGUCCGUACUCGUACUAG
Exserohilum turcica Et28A is the source of this 2196-nucleotide messenger RNA. RefSeq lists its product as uncharacterized. The record is from RefSeq and is a predicted model, not a curated record. Gene Ontology annotation, biological process: transmembrane transport; fungal-type cell wall biogenesis. The coding region runs from base 1 to 2196 and encodes 731 amino acids. NCBI's taxonomy places the organism in Eukaryota, Fungi, Ascomycota, Dothideomycetes, Pleosporales, Pleosporaceae. The transcript has 3 exons.